CACACAGUUCCUAUUUACUACCUAUCAGUAGGACAGCAAGUAGACGUUUUAUAUUUUAUAAAAGUAUAUAAUAACAUAUUACACAAUAUUAUUUGCAUUUAGAGGGAGGGUAAUCAUAAAAGAGGGCCCGACACAGGGGUUCCGCAGCAUACAGUCGACGGAAUCCCCAAGAACCCUUUAAAGAGGUGUUAACUCAAGGUCUUGCAAGAGAAAAGGAAAGGAAGCUGGACAGGGAAUACGACAUAGCGGAAGGUAAAGAAUCGGACCUAGAGCGUUUUAGAUGCACGUGGAAGUAUUUUAUACACUUUCUAAGAGAUUUUUACUUAUUCGUUUACCAUGGAGAAAAAGUUAAGCUUGCAUGACUAUGAAAUAUUCUACAGAAGUGCCCUGUUGGGAAGGCAACAAGUACAUCAAACCGUGCCAAAGACUGUGGAUAGAUUGAGCACGUUCCAACACAUAUGUCGCGUGUGCGGCUGCAGCGACGACGGACACUUCGUGGAGUUGGACAAAUAUCAAGAGUUUGAGUUUGAGCCGACAAUAAGCAACUAUCGACUGCUCUUUCAGCGCGCCUCGUUGCAGUUUCAAUUCAAUACCAUGCCCGAUCUGCCAGGACGUAUUUGCGGCACAUGCGCCUACAAAGGGAAAAUCUUUUUCCUACUCACCCGCCAGUUUCUGAUCGGUCAGCAGAUAAUGCGCACGGCUGUCACCGAUUUUUACCGGGAUAACUAUGGCAUUGAGCCGCCCGAGCAGCUGGAAGAUCUAUUGCAGUUACGCAAGCAAUUAGAGCUCGUCAACAAAGGCAAACCAAAGUCGGGGAGGGUAGCACCCGACCGCAAUAAGAGCCCAAUCAAGGAAUGUGUUAACAACAAACGUAAAAAUAAAUUUAAACGGUUGACUGCAGGUGAUAAUCACUUUAGUUCAGACGCUGUAAACUCGACUGUGUCGGCCAAUUGCAUGACCGGCAAUCUCUCGAAAAAUCGUAAAAACCUAAAUGACCGUCAGGUGUCGCAGUCAAUUAUCAACCUACAUCAGCCUGACAAAAGUCCAGCUCAUGUCCAGAAACCCAGCCAAAAGUCAGGAUCGAAUGGGCCACGUGCUCCUGUUUUACGCAAGGAUAGAACUGAGACCAAGUCAGCCAUGGACAAAACGGAUAUCGUGGAAUGUCACAUAACGCCGCGCUUGCUAAAGAAAAACAUUCGAACCGCCGAACUGCUGCCCGUCAAACCUCUGAUCGAUUACCAAGCUCAACUUAGUGAAGCCGACGGCUUGCCAAAUAAUUUAAAUGUGCCGCUAUCCAAGGCUCAAUUGCAGAAGAAACUAUUGGAGCGGCGCAAGCAAUGGCGCUAGCUAGACUCCAUGGCCUUUUUUUAUAGAUUUUUAAGUUAAUUUAUUUGUAUUUAAUUGACUAUAAUUUAUGGCAUUUAAUGGGUAUAUUAUUCGGCUUGCAUUUCGACACAAACCUCAUUGAAAUUAAUCCAUUUAUGAAAUUUAUGUAACUUCCACACUCAUUCCGGAAGGUAUUGUCAUGUCAUAAAAAAAGAAACAAAAAAUAAAUAAGCCCCAUAUAAAGCACAU
This is a messenger RNA of Drosophila hydei, 1575 nucleotides long. RefSeq lists its product as uncharacterized. The transcript is spliced from 5 exons. The record is from RefSeq and is a predicted model, not a curated record. Bases 337 to 1347 code for a protein of 336 amino acids. NCBI's taxonomy places the organism in Eukaryota, Metazoa, Arthropoda, Insecta, Diptera, Drosophilidae.